Messenger RNA from Penicillium angulare, 180 nucleotides. RefSeq lists its product as uncharacterized. The transcript is spliced from 2 exons. NCBI's taxonomy places the organism in Eukaryota, Fungi, Ascomycota, Eurotiomycetes, Eurotiales, Aspergillaceae. Bases 1 to 180 code for a protein of 59 amino acids. The record is from RefSeq and is a predicted model, not a curated record.
AUGCCUGAUAAAUUAUUGAGGCGUGACACUGCCUUCAUAGAGCAACCUUCCGCAUUUAGAUGCCCCACAUCACGUGCCCCGCUAGCUAACGAUAAGCAGCGACGAUUGCCGGUCUGCGAACCACAUCGAAUUCAACGCAAUUGUUCAUCCAUCACACUACCGGCUCAAAUCAUGGACUAG